This is a messenger RNA of Anolis sagrei ordinatus, 3061 nucleotides long. RefSeq names its product sperm microtubule inner protein 3 (gene SPMIP3). The record is from RefSeq and is a predicted model, not a curated record. Lineage: Eukaryota; Metazoa; Chordata; Lepidosauria; Squamata; Anolidae.
AUGGCAGGAAAUAUUACAGCAGUAAAAUUACGGCGGUUUAUAGAUUCAGCACCUGAAAUCCCAACAGGGAUUCUACAUCAUCAAGGAAAGGAUGUUUGUGGUUACUAUCCAGGUCAACUGGCACGGCUUUAUGUUGCAUAUCCUCCUGAAGGACAGGCAAAACUUUUCACAAAACUGCAGCCAAUUCCAGUAAAACAUGAAACUGAGCCUCACCAUGAAUAUGACCACCACAUUCUGAAGCAGUACAUUCGCUACCAAAGGAAAAUGAAGAAAGUCCAUGACUGGCACACACAAACCACAUAUAGAGAAGCAUUCACAUUACCGGUCUUCAAAUUAGGUAGUGCUGAUGAUGACUAUCGCCCAAGAACUGAGGCUGAAUCACUGUCGGUUUGGAAAAGUGUUUCUGCCAAGAGGAGGGGAGGUAAACCUUCAUUUAUGGGAGUUUGAUAAAUUCUUUCAUCUAGCAUUUCUAGAAAGCAACAUGGAAGAUCUGGUUCAAGAUUGUGUCUAUCAAAAGUACUAAAACUGUUGCUAAGAAUAUAUGGAUGCUAUGGCAAUCUUAAGCACAAACUACGUGGCUUCGAAUUCUUUGAAAAUUUGAUCUAAAAAUGGAAGAACCUUAAAGUGGCAAAUAUCAAAAUGAAACACAAAGCAAUAGUAAAAUAAUAAUCCUAUUCAAUGUAAAGCUGGAGUGACAUUUUUAGAGUGCAGAAGUUGGUCACUACAUAUAAGAAGCCUCCUUUAAUGUAAAUGUAAAGCAGGCAACAUUACAGAAUCUAGGAGUGUUUAAUUAUAAUUUAAUGGCUUCAUUUCGAGGGAUUUCUCAUCAGCUUCCUUUCCUUUUGCAUGAAGCAUUACAGUAAUUCUGGAAUUGAUGCAUGCAUUAUAGAUAUUAUUGCUUUUGUUUGCAAUUUCACUGCAGGGAAAUAUAUUUCAAUGUACCAAACAACACAUCUUUGCUAUUAUCAUAACUUCCCUCCCCAUUAUUCUCUCUCAAUUUUUAAUCUAAUUAUACAAGUGUAGUGCAAACAUGAACAAGUAAAUACUUUGCAUUUGUUUCCUUUUAUUAUGAAAAAAUGCAUGUAUAUGUACCCCUAAGCAUCAACAAGUGGUUUAGAAUCUCUACCAGUACAAUAAGAUUAAACAAGUUUGUUGUUAUAUUCCCAAGCUCAAUUUGCAAAACAGUUGGUUGUGGGAGUUGAAGUCCAAAACACCUGGAGGGCCAAAGUUUGCCCACGCCUGCAGUAGAGUCUGGACACAGGAAGCAUAGAUCAAUACCAGUCAACUGAUUGAUGUAACCAAGGAAUGAGUGUCCUACUCAUCUUGUUGCUAUUAAUAUAAUUACCAAAAACACCCCUUACCAGUGUUUCGUAUUAGCAAAAUGAAAUGGACAUGACCUUUCUUCCUAGAAUGCAACAUGGCAACACCUGUCCUCCAUACACACCUUUAGCAAGCUGUAAGGAUUGAUUGAAAGAAAGAAAGAAAGAAAGAAAGAAAGAAAGAAAGAAAGAAAGAACCUAGACUGUAUCAGUACUAAUCCAGUAAACAGGGAGGCAAAACUUCAUGCAGAAGUUUGAAUAGGGAGAAUAUAAAUAAGAUCCCCUUAAAACUUAUUCAGAAUAAAAACACAAUAAAACCACUCCAACUUUAACAGUUGCAUUUCAGCAAUCCGAAAAAUAAAACUCAGUACAACAGAGGAUAACUGGUUGAGAAAUGUCCGCUCACUACAGUGUACUAAUUUGAAAAAAAAUGGUUAAAAUAAGAAGAAAAACAAGGAUAUUACCAGAUUUAUGUUCAGGAGCUUUGAUUAGGUAUUGCUCAAGCUAAAUAUAUUAGAGAAAAGAGGACAGACCACUUCUAUUAUCUUGAAUGAUGAAAUUAAAUAUUUGUUUUCUAAUGUAUCUUUGGUUUACAGUAAGGCUUUAGAAAAUCUACACUAACUUGGAAAAAACUAGAGCCCACAAAUUCUUAAGCUUGGGGACACUAGGAAGUGACCUGUGGGGGAACAUUGUUUUUGUUGUUGUGUUCUUUCAAAUCAUUUCCAACCUUAUGGCUGCCUUAUCAUGUGGUCUUGUUGACAAUUUUUAUUCAGAAGAAGUUUCCCAUUGCCUUCUUCUGGGAACUGAUAGAGUAUUACUUUCUCAGUAACACCCUGUGGGUUUCCAUGGCUGACCAGGGAUCUGAGCACUAGUCUCCACAGUCAAAAUCCAAUGCACAAACCACUACACACCACUAGUUCCCUUUAAGGGACAUAAGGAGCUACAAUAAAGAGUCCAACAAGCAAUCCACUCAUAUAAAUGCUGGUUGCACAACUCUAGGUAAUGCCACAAACUCCUAUUUUAAAAAACAUGGCUAGCAAUGGAUUGGGUAAUCUGGGAUUCCUAAAUACAGGCAGUCCCCGAGUUAUGAACUAAAUAGGUUCUGUAGGUUUGUUCUUAAGAUUCAUUUUGUAUGUAAGUUAAAAUAGGUACAUUUUUAAGUGUAACUGCAGCCAUUUUUUUGAAGUUUUAGAUAGUACAGGGAAAAGUUAACUUCCCUGAAAAGUUUAUUCUGCUGUCUGUACCCCUGUUCAGAAGAUUCCCCUUCACUUUCUGUUCCUGUGUAUUUUGAAAUGUUUUGGGUUGUUGUGGAAACAAGGGUAGCUUCAAUGGAGACUCCUUUCCCCCAUGAUAGGGGGUGGGUCUCCUCUCACUUCCUGUUGUCUCACUCCCAUUUGUAACUAAAUCAUAUGUAAUUCAGAUGUCUAUAACUCAGGACUGCCGUUGAUAAGCAGCUGUAUAUAGUGACAAAGUUGUGCAAAGUAAAUAACUGAAAAUACCCCAGGAGGAUGGAUUCAUUGGAAGACAAGGGUUUUGUAAAAUUACACUCAAGAAGCACCAUGUUUUUCAUUUAUCUUGCUUGGAAGAAAAAGCUACUUUCCACUUAAAUACAAUGUACACCUUUUUGUGAUUAUAAUGAUCCCUUAGAUUGUUUUACUUUAAUUACCUCACAAGCUUACUCAUAAUAAAUUUAUUUCUUCCUUGAUUAAUGAUCCUAUUGUAUGUUUUUUCAUUCUCUCGUC